ACCGAAAAUGGACGUUCGCUGAAGCGUGAAGGAAUUCACAUUUUACGCCUCCAUUGGGAAAUGCUGCUUACAUUAACAUGUCGCGAGUAUGUGACAAGAGACGAUAAAUGGCUGGGAAACUUGCGGCGAAACGAAACGACCUUACAGGGUUGUCAGAAGAGGGAGUGGUGAAGCAGCCUGUGGGUGAGCAUUCGUCAGACCUAUCCUCCUGCUCCCUGGGGUUUGGGUACGCAAGCGUGGCUGGGCUGAUGGGAGCAUUAGCAUCUGUGGGGGCCAAAUUGGCAUUGUCAGCAGAGGAAGCUGUGCAAGACGUCUGUGACUCCAUGGUUCAUUCCUCUUACAUCCUGCUGGACGUACAGUGUGAAACAGUCACGGGGUCAAUACGUGUGCUCUCUGGGGCAGUCCUGCUCGUAGCCAACAUUCUCAUGUGGGUCUUCUUCACCAAGUCCUUGCGUAUUUGUUCCUCCUCUGUGGAGGCUACCAUUACCAACACAGCAGUCAACUUUUUUGCAUCGGGCCUGUGUGGCUUUCUUUUGUUUCAUGAGCGGUUGCCCCCUCUUUGGUGGUGUGGAGCCUCACUCAUUGUUUUAGGCCUUCUCUUCCUGAACAAAGGUUCCAGAACACACCACAGGGAAAAGACAGACUAAACCCACUACUGUAUAUUAUGAUAUCAAAGGCAUUUUUUAAUCUGUGGGAAACAUGUACUGGAAGAUUUUUUAGUCCAAUUUAGAAAGAGAUACUUUUUACAGAUAUGACAUAGUGACAGUCAUCAGUGGUCAGGGAAAUGUGGUAGAUUUAUACGCUGCUUUUAUGGUGAGCAGACUUGCAAACCGAAAAGACUGGGCAUAGAUUUUUGGAAAAUUUGUCUCUGCUCUCAGUGCCAGUCUGAAGGUUGAUCAUGCCAAUUGCUCUAUUUUGUCUAGAAAUAUCAGCCCAAAAGCUUUAUCAGGAUGUAAACCAGUUGCCCAGAUGCAAGUUGAAAAGCCUUGAUUGAAUGCCAGCACAAUGGUUGGAUAUAGUCAGAUAUUAAUAGAGAUUGGUCUUGACAUCAACCUGAUGGUUUACCAUUGUGUCAUGGCGUUAUUUCAUGGGCUGAUCUUGGUGCCUGUCCGAAGGUUAGACAGGAUGUCAGCCCCAUAUUUAGUAAGGGUGUCAACCCAAAGGUUAAUGAUGAUGUCUGUCUAAAGGUUAGUAAGGAUGAAAGUCCAAAGGUUUGUAAGGAGGUCAGCCCAAAGCUUAGUCAGGAUGUCAACCCAAAGGUUAGUCAGGAUGCCAGUCCAAAGGUUAGUCAGGAUGCCAGUCCAAAGUUUUGUCAGGAUGUCAGCCAAAAGGUUAGUCAUGAUGUCUGUCCAAAGGUUAGUCAGGAUGCCUGUUCAAAGGUUAGUCAUGAAGUCUGUCCGAAGGUUUGUCAGAAUGUCAGCCCAAAGGUUGGUCAGGAUGUCAGCCCAAAGGUUAGUCAUGAUGCCACUCCAAAGGUUAAUCAGGAUGUCAGCUCAAGGUUAGUCAGGAUGCCUGUCCAAAGGUUAAUCAGGAUGUCAGCCCAAAGGUUGGUCAUGUCAGCCCAAGGUUAGUCUGGAUAUUAGCCCAAAGUUUAGUCAUGAUAUCAUCCCAAAAGUUGAUCAUUAUUGCAGUUUAAAUGCGAGUACAAAGGUUUGUCAUCAUGUCAGUCCAAAGGUUAGUCAUGAUAUCAGCCCAAAGGUUAAUCAUGAUGUCAGCCCAAAGGUUAGUCAUGGUAUCAGCCCAAAUGUUAAUCAUGAAGUCAGCUCAAAGGUUAGUCAUGAUGUCAGUCCAAAUGUUAGUCAGUAUGUCAGGUUAAUCAUGAUGUCAGCCCAAGUGUUAGUCAUGAUGUCAGCCCAAAUGUUAGUAAUGAUGCCAGCCCAAAUGGUGGUCAGGAUUUUAGCCCAAAGGUUGCUCAUGAUGUUAGCCAAAAAGACUGGCAAUAUCAGCCUAAAGAUUUGUCAUGAUGUUAGGCCAAAGGUUGGUCAAGUUAGCCCAAAGGUUGGUCAAGUUAGCACAAAGGUUGAUCAUGAUGUUAGUCCAAAGGCUUGUGAUGAUGUUAACCUAAAGGUUUUGUCAUGAUGUUAGCCCAGAGUUGGUUAUCUUAGACCAAAGGUUGGUCAUGAGGUUAGGCCAAAGGUUGAUAAUGAUGUUAGCCCAAAGGCUGGCCAUGAUGUUGGCCCAAAGGCUGUCAUGUUGUUAGCCCAAAGGCUGGCCAUCGUUAGCCCAAAGGCUGGUCAUGUUGUUAGCCCAAAGGCUGGUAAGGUUGUUAGCCCAAAGGCUGGCCAUCGUGUUAGCCCAAAGGCUGGUCGUGUUGUUACCCCAAGGGCUGGCCAUGGUGUUAGCCCAAAGGCUGGCCCUAUUAGCCCAAUGGCU
This is a messenger RNA of Liolophura sinensis, 2373 nucleotides long. Its product is annotated as transmembrane protein 42-like. The coding region runs from base 108 to 647 and encodes 179 amino acids. NCBI's taxonomy places the organism in Eukaryota, Metazoa, Mollusca, Polyplacophora, Chitonida, Chitonidae. The transcript is spliced from 4 exons. The record is from RefSeq and is a predicted model, not a curated record.